AUGUACCUCAAAAUGCGAAUACCACUCGGUCUGGCCUCCAGUUCACAGAAUGGACCCCCUGCGACGCUGCAACGCCGUGAAGAAAUGGACGGAAAGAAAAUCACCACAAUUGUCAUCCUCGCUGUACUGGUCUUCCUCAUCUUCAUCGCCUUUGUCAUUUUUUCCCUCCGCGCAUCUCGUCGCUCUACUCGCGGCAACAAUAAGAAACCCCGCGGCGGCGGUGGUGGCGGUGGUUUUUUCAAGUCAAUAUUGAAAAACGGCGCCGGCCGAAACAGAUACCGCCAAGCUCAGGAUGUAGACUCCACCUCCACGGAACGACUGACUGACCGCCGGCGCUCCCGCCCCUCAUCUGUUGCGUUCGAUGCCUCGGCCGAUCAGUCGCAGGCCGACGCUCGCUCCCCCAAUAGCGCUGUCAACCGCAAUACCUCGAUCCGCUCGAUUAUGACGCUACCUGCUUACCGGCCUGAUCCGAACGAAACGGAGCAAGUCCUGGGCCGCGAAGGCGAACGCGGUGGUGUCGAUGUUGUCAUCGAGUAUCCCACAGAAGAAACAGAGGAGGGUCUGCGUGAUCAGGAGAUGGAGGCUCUUUACCAGAUCCGCCUAGCCCGCCGUCAGGAGCUUGCUGAGAGAGAGGAACGGAGACUAGAGCGCCGGGAUGCUCGGGAGCGUGGUGACUUUGUAGCUCUGGACAACAUCCGGUUGAGAGCCCAAACUGCUACCAACAACAGUGUUGUCGCUGCCCUCCGCGAAGAACAUGAACGCCUGAAGAAUGAACGUCAGAGAGCUGUUUCCAGUGUUUCCUACGCCGACCUUGGCGUUGCCCGUCACGACGGGACUCGACUUCGAGCCAACAGUAAUGAAAGCGAGAGGAUGGGGUUACUUUCGGAUUCCGCCAGUAUUGCCGCCACCUCCAUUCGAUCCGGCGCCGAAUCAGCCACGAAUCACAGGAGGGGCAGCUCCGUAAUGAGCAUAGAAAGCGACCUCCCUUCACCAGGAUUUACUGCAAGGACACGGGCAAAUUCGCGGCCAGAUACACCCCGCCUGGAUACCCGGUCAGGUUCCAGUCCGGAAGUCGUUGAAGCUGACGUGGGAGACGCCGGCAUGCCCAUCUACUCUCCACCUGGUUAUGACGAAGUCUCGCUUAAUGACGAGCGAUCCAGGAGCAAUACUCCCCAGCCUGGCACUGAGCCCCCGCCGACCUACCCUGGUCCUGCCCAGCAGCGGGCGGAGAGCAUUGCAUCAAGCAUGGCCGAUUUGGCAGCCGAUGAGCAAACCGCGAAUGGCUCUGCAGACCAGCGCCGGCACUCAGGAGUGCCACGAUUACCCAGUCUACGACUGCAGCAAGUGCCGUCAAUUGUGAUAGAACCUUCCAGCGCCAGACCUCACGACGAUAGGUGA
Messenger RNA from Colletotrichum orchidophilum, 1398 nucleotides. RefSeq lists its product as uncharacterized. NCBI's taxonomy places the organism in Eukaryota, Fungi, Ascomycota, Sordariomycetes, Glomerellales, Glomerellaceae. Bases 1 to 1398 code for a protein of 465 amino acids. The record is from RefSeq and is a predicted model, not a curated record. The transcript is spliced from 2 exons.